AUGGAUAAGCUGCACGAGACGUUGGUAAACAUGGAAGACGCUUUGGGGUCGGAGCACUCCGUCUGCUUGUCUUCCUGGGACUGGAAAAGCACCGCUGGGCCUUUCGAGCUGCACUCCGUCUCUUCUCCUCACAGCUUAUCCCCCACACCCUCCUUCGAAUCCUACUCCUCAUCCCCUGGCCCCGCGGCAGCAGAGACUCCCUACGGCAGCGGCGGCAGCCUGGUGGGCUACGGCCUCGUGGACUUCCCCGCCGCCUACCUGCCCAGCCCCGGGCAGGCUCGGCUGCCCAAGGGCACCAAGGUGAGGAUGUCGGCCCAGCGCAGGAGGAAGGCCAGCGAGAGGGAGAAGCUGCGGAUGAGGACCCUGGCCGAUGCGCUCCACACGCUGCGCAACUACCUGCCCCCCGUCUACAGCCAGAGGGGACAGCCCCUCACCAAAAUACAAACCCUGAAGUACACCAUCAAGUACAUCAGCGAGCUGACGGAGCUGCUUGACAGUGUCAAGCGGGCGUAG
Molecule: messenger RNA, 513 nt
Organism: Apaloderma vittatum (bar-tailed trogon)
Lineage: Eukaryota; Metazoa; Chordata; Aves; Trogoniformes; Trogonidae
Gene: MSGN1
Product: mesogenin 1
Exons: 1
Coding region: 1-513 (170 amino acids)
Biological process (GO): mesoderm formation; regulation of transcription by RNA polymerase II
Cellular component (GO): nucleus
Molecular function (GO): protein dimerization activity; DNA-binding transcription factor activity, RNA polymerase II-specific; RNA polymerase II cis-regulatory region sequence-specific DNA binding
Source: RefSeq, a predicted model, not a curated record